UGCGUAUUAACAUGUACAUGUAUUAAAAAUAUCUAUUGAUAUGAUAAACGAUUGGACUCAGAAAAGUGUCAGUUCUCAAUGGUCUGUAGAAGAAACAACUAUCAUGCUGCUGAAAAUACUAAUCGCCUUGCUUUGUUUUGUCUUUACCGUUCACGCCAAUACAGAUGAAACUGUUCCAAGGAUUAAAAUACCUUUGGGAGGACUAAAAGGCUACUAUAAAACCUCACAAAAUGGUAGAAAGUACGAGGCAUAUGAAGGGGUUCCUUAUGCGUUACCACCUGUUGGGAAAUUACGAUUUAAGCCUCCUCGAUCAAUACCGGCAUGGACUGGCGAACUAUCGGCUACAAAAUUCGGUUCCGAGUGUAUUCAAUACGAUCAAGUGCCAGUGACUCCGGAAAGGGUCGUGGGCGCUGAAGAUUGUUUGUAUUUAAAUGUUUACGUGCCAGUAAGAGAAGAAGGAAAUGAAGCCUCAUUGCCUGUAUUAUUUUGGAUCCAUGGCGGUGCGUUCCAAUUUGGUAGCGGCAUGUUAUAUGAUGCAAAAUAUCUAAUGGACCACGAUAUUAUACUUGUUACAAUCAACUAUCGAUUAGGACCAAUGGGUUUUCUCAGUACGGAAGAUGAAGUAGUUCCUGGUAACAUGGGUCUAAAAGAUCAAAAUAUGGCACUUCGUUGGGUAUCGCAGAACAUCGAAUGGUUCGGUGGUGACUCGAAGAAAGUAACCUUGGUCGGUUUGAGUGCUGGCGGUGCAAGCGUGCAUUAUCAUUAUUUAUCGCAACUCAGCACGGGUCUCUUCCGAGGUGGCAUAUCGUUCAGCGGAACAGCAUUUGAUUGUUGGUCACAAACUGAAAAUUCUUUAGAAAAAACUAAGAAAUUAAGUGCUUUGAUGGGAUGUCCUACAACUACCUCUAGAGAUAUGAUACGUUGCAUGAGAUAUCGUCCAGCUCGCGCAAUUGUUCAGGCUACAAGUGAAUUUAUGCCGUUCUUGUACAAUCCCUUCACUCCUUUUGGUCCGGUGGUGGAGAGGUAUGGCGAUGAAGUACCUUUCAUUGAUAAAACACCUAUUGAAAUCAUUAAUAGCGGACACGUUCAGGAUGUACCCUGGGUCACGGGAGUAACGAGUGAAGAAGGCCUUUAUCCCGUAGCUGAGUUUAUCGCCAACGAUCAGUAUCUCAAACAAUUGAACGACAAUUGGGAUAUCCUUGGACCGCAUUUCCUUGAUUUUAAUUAUACCAUUCCCAAAGAGAAACAUGUUGAAAUUGUUCGCCUUAUUAAAAAACAUUACUUUGGUACAAAACCGAUAAACCGACAGAGUACAAAAGAACUCGUAAAAAUGGCGAGUGAUCGUUUCUUCGUGUUUGAUGGAGAAAAGGCUGCGCGAAUGCAAGCCAAAGUGAACCAGAAUCCAGUCUGGUUCUAUUAUUUCAGCUAUAGAGGAGCGCAAAGUUUAAGCGAUUCUUUCAGCGGUACCACUGUGAAUUAUGGAGUUUCUCAUGCCGAUGACACAUUUUACGUAUUACAUACUUCAUGGUUAGAUCCAACAACAACACAAAAAGACCGUGAUAUGCAGAAACUGUUAAUCGAUUUUUGGGUAACGUUUGCCACAGAAGGAAUUCCGAAAGUAGGCAGUGUGGAAUGGUCAAAAUUAGAUCCUUUGAAGAAAGAACUUUAUUAUUUACAUAUAGCUAGUCCUGAUAAGAUUAACAUGGAAAGUUAUACUAAUUUUGGAGAAAAAGAAUUCUGGAAUUCGAUAAAUUUCAAUGAGAAUGUACUGAAACGCACUAGAAUGAGUAAAGAAGAGCUAGUGUCAGUUUACGGUAAUCUAUGUGACAAAGUGCAAUUGGGAAUCAUGUUGCUAAAACUGCUGAUCAUUCUGUUCGGCUUCAACUUCUUCGUUUAUAUAAAUACGGAAGAGAUUUUUCCAAAAGUUAAAAUAACUUUAGGAGGACUAAAGGGUUACUACAAAUUCUCACAAAAUGGCAGAAAAUACGAGGCGUACGAAGGAGUACCUUACGCGUUGCCACCUGUUGGAAAAUUACGGUUUAAACCACCUCAGCCAAUACCAGCAUGGAUUGGCGAACUGUCAGCUACAAAGUUAAGUUCCGUAUGUAUUCAAUAUGAUCAAGUGCCAGCAUUUCCUCCGGAAAAAGUUGUGGGUACCGAAGAUUGUUUAUACUUAAAUGUUUACGUGCCAAUACGCGAAAAAGGAGAAAAUAAAACCCCAUUGCCUGUAUUAUUUUGGAUCCAUGGCGGUGCAUUCCAAUGUGGUAGCGGCAUAUUAUAUGGACCCAAAUAUCUAAUGGACCGCGAUAUUAUACUGGUCACAAUUAAUUAUCGAUUAGGACCAAUAGGCUUUCUCAGCACAGAAGAUGAAGUAGUUCCUGGCAACAUGGGAUUAAAGGAUCAAAACAUGGCACUUCGCUGGGUAUCGCAGAACAUCGAAUGGUUCGGUGGCGACCCGAAAAAAGUAACCUUGGUCGGUUUAAGUGCUGGCGGUGCAAGCGUACAUUAUCAUUAUUUAUCGCAAAUGAGCGCGGGUCUCUUUCAAGGUGGUAUAUCGUUCAGCGGUACAACGUUAGAUUGUUGGACGCAAGCUGAAAACUCCUUAGAAAAGGCUAAGAAAUUGGGUGCUUUGAUGGGAUGCCCUACAACUACUACUAGAGAUAUGAUACGUUGUCUAAGAUAUCGUCCAGCUCGUGCAAUCGUCCAAGCUACAAGUGAAUUUAUGCCAUUCUUCUUCAAUCCUUUCACUCCUUUCGGACCAGUAGCUGAGAAGUUUAACGAUGAAACACCUUUCAUUGACAGAACGCCUAUUGAAAUCAUCAGUAGCGGAGAUGUUCAGGACUUGCCCUGGAUUACGGGAGUAACGAGUGAAGAAGGCCUCUAUCCCGUAGCAGAGUUUAUUACCGAUGAUAAAAAUCUAAAACGGUUGAACGAUAAUUGGGAUAGCCUCGGACCAGCCUACCUAGAUUUUAAUUAUACUAUUCCCAGGGAGAAACAUAUCGAAAUUGCUCGUCUCAUUAAGAAACAUUACUUUGGUACAAAAUCGAUAGAUCGACAGAGUACGAAGGAACUAAUACAAAUGUCGAGCGAUCGCUUCUUCGUAGUCGACGGCGAAAAGGCUGCACGAAUGCAAGCCAAAGUAAAUCAAAAUCCAGUUUGGUUCCACUAUUUUUCUUACAGAGGUGCACAAAGCUUAAGCGAUGCUUACAGCGGUACUACUGUGAAUUAUGGAGUAUCCCACGGCGACGACGUACUUUACGUAUUAAAUACUUCCUGGGUAGACCCAACAACAAUGCAAAAAGAUCGUGAUAUGCAGAAACACUUAAUUGACUUUUGGGUACUGUUUGCAACAGAAGGACUUGCGAAAGUAGCCAAUGUAGAAUAUCCAAGAUUAGACCCUUCAAAAAAAGAACUCCAUUAUUUGCAUAUUGCUGCUCCUAAUGAUAUUAAAUUGGACAGUAAUGUUAACCUUGGAGAAAAAGAAUUCUGGAAUUCGAUUGGUUUUAAGGAAAAUAUAUUAAAGCAUACAACUGGAAGUAAAAAAGAUGAACUUUAA
Monomorium pharaonis (pharaoh ant) is the source of this 3556-nucleotide messenger RNA. RefSeq lists its product as uncharacterized. The transcript has 16 exons. Bases 41 to 3556 code for a protein of 1171 amino acids. The record is from RefSeq and is a predicted model, not a curated record. NCBI's taxonomy places the organism in Eukaryota, Metazoa, Arthropoda, Insecta, Hymenoptera, Formicidae.